AUGGCAAAGUGUCUCGCCGUCGCGCUCCUGCUACUGGUGGUGCUCGCGUCCUGCGAAGGGAGGGAGCUGAAUGAGAAGGUUGCAGCGACGCGUGUCGUAGGUGCGGGUGGCGGCGUCGGCGAGUCUAAGGCGUUGGACUUGCCUGUGCUCGGGGGAAUCGGUACGGGAACCAGCACCAUUACCGGCCCGCUGGUGGUGGUUCCUGGGAUCCCUGCUAUUGGCCCAUGA
Molecule: messenger RNA, 228 nt
Organism: Triticum turgidum subsp. durum (durum wheat)
Lineage: Eukaryota; Viridiplantae; Streptophyta; Magnoliopsida; Poales; Poaceae
Source: the annotation of a GenBank genome assembly